Mucor mucedo is the source of this 976-nucleotide messenger RNA. Its product is annotated as etoposide-induced protein 2.4-domain-containing protein. The coding region runs from base 38 to 880 and encodes 280 amino acids. Lineage: Eukaryota; Fungi; Mucoromycota; Mucoromycetes; Mucorales; Mucoraceae. The transcript has 5 exons. The record is from RefSeq and is a predicted model, not a curated record. Gene Ontology annotation, biological process: macroautophagy. Gene Ontology annotation, cellular component: endoplasmic reticulum.
CUUUUCAAGUACACUUUCCCUUCUUUUGUUUUUUAUAAUGUUAAAGAUUGCACCAUCUAUACAUUUCACUUAUUUUAUUAACGGGUUAAAACAGGCAUUUAAUUGGCCUCGUGUCAUACACCUCAUCACGACAUCAAAAACAGUUCAAUACACGCUCUUAAAAAGUAUAGCAUUAAACGGUGUAGCCUAUUUGGGUAUCCUUGUCUUGUUAGAGACUUUUUAUAACACACCAGAUCACCAUUUAUUCGGCUAUUCAUACACAGAUUUGACAGGCUAUCCACUAUAUUUGAUAUGUCUCGUAUUCAAUUCCAAGUUUUAUGCCCAAAUUGCACAAGGUCAACAUCAACAACGCACUUCCGAUAAUUUGGAUAUUGUCACAACAGUCAAUACCAUUAUAUUGUAUGGCAAUUUCGCGUUAUUUAUCAGUCUAUUAAAAAGUAUACCUUAUAUUGGCGCUGUAGUUUCUUUUUCCAUCUACUGCAUUAUCAUGACAUAUUAUUGCUUUGAGUACCGAUGGGUUAACCAAGAUUGGACAAUUGAGCAAAGAAUGGUUUAUGCAGAACAGCAUUGGGCUUAUUAUUUAGGGUUCGGUUUACCGGCUACAGUUAUUACAUUCUUUUUAUCCACCUUGAGAGCAGGCGGUGUAUACGCAUUAGUAUAUCCAAGUUUUAUUAUGAUGGCUUCAGUAGCUGCGCCUGAACCCACCGCCGAAGUUCCAUACUCCUCUCUUGAAUUUGCUUUGCCGUUCCAAAUUCCUGUGUUUUUAGGCGUUCGAUUUAUGAAUAAGUGUAUUAUUCAAGUGAUACGUACCGUGGGUGGAUCUAGGGGAGAAACGCUUGUCGUAGACAAGCACAAGGACAAUCUAGGCAAACUUGUGUAAUAAAAAAAGAAUUUGGACUGCUCUUUCGGGAAUAACAGUCCUAUUCCGUACCAAAGCAGUUUUUUUUUGGGUAAUAAAAUUUUCUUUUUUUCUUUC